Molecule: messenger RNA, 5584 nt
Organism: Pollicipes pollicipes
Lineage: Eukaryota; Metazoa; Arthropoda; Thecostraca; Pollicipedomorpha; Pollicipedidae
Product: neurexin-4
Exons: 24
Coding region: 126-3920 (1264 amino acids)
Source: RefSeq, a predicted model, not a curated record
UCUAGCUCUUGUCUUGCUCGCAGCCCCCAUCUUGAUAAUUUUCGGCAUAUGGAACGGUAGAUGUUGGCACGUUUUUAUCUGAUGAUAAAAUUUCAGCACAGCAACUUGUGAUUCAGGGAAGUGAAAUGGAAUCUUGGCUGUUUGCCAUACUGUGUAUUAUAGUUCCAGCUUCCAAUGCAGCACGAUGUGACAGCCCAUUGCUGGAGGGCUCAGAAAUGAUAGCCACCUCUGCAAUGAGUGGCAGAGAGGCCAAACGUGCCAGGCUGCAUGGCGACGGCGCGUGGACGUCCCGCUUCUCCAACGUAGGCCAGAGCGUGACGGUGGACUUGGGCGAGGUGUACCGGAUCACGCGGGUGGCCACGCAGGGCCGCGCCGCCUCCAGCGAGUGGGUCAGCCAGUACGGGCUGCAGUACGGCUUCAACGGCCGCGACUUCAUGGACUACCGCGGUCCGCACGGCGGCGCCUGGGAGUUCCGGGGGAACAGCGACGGCGACUCGGUGGCCUCCAACCGGCUGGAGACAGCCGUGGUGGCCCGGUUCGUCCGGCUGCGCCCCACCAGCUGGGAGGAGCGCAUGUCGCUCCGGCUGGAGCUGUACGGCUGCACAUACAACGCCGUCACUAUGUCCUUCAACGGCAACGCGUUCGUAGAGAAGAAUCUCACUGUACACCAAGUGCACUCCAUGUACGACAGAAUCCAAUUCAGGUUCCGGACAGCCCAGCCCAACGGCGUCAUGCUGUACAGCCACGGAGCCCAGGGUGACUUGCUCGCGCUCCAGUUGGUGGAGAACAAGCUGCGCCUGCAGAUAGAUCUGGGCUCUGGUCAGCUGACCAGUCUGUCGGUCGGCUCGCUGCUCGAUGAUCACCUGUGGCAUGACGUGGCCAUUGAGCGGCGUGAGCGCGCGCUCAGUCUCACCGUGGACCGGGUCCGAGUCAGCACGGAGGUCAGCGGCGACUUCCGACGGCUCGACCUGACCAGCCAGCUCUACCUCGGCGGCGUGCCGUACAUCAAAGAAGGCGUCGUGGUGUACAGCAACUUCUCCGGCUGCAUUGAGAAUUUCUACCUGAACAACUCAAACUUUAUCGCCGAGCUGCGUGACGGCAAUCAGGACUACAGCAGCUUCGGCGGGGAGUACAACUGCCCGGCGGUGCACACAGUGCCGAUGACCUUCAAGGAUCGGUCGGCCUAUAUCAAGGUCGACGGAAACGAGGGUCAGACGCAGCUGAACAUUUCGUUUGGGUUCCGCACGUAUGAGGAAGACGGCGUCAUGGCCUUCCACAAGUUUCUUAGCUCUGGAUACGUGAAGGUGUACCUGCAGAAGGGUCGCUUCAACGUGGCCAUCCUGACGGACGGUCUGAAGCAGCCGGUGGUGCUCGACCCGUUCGAGGGCCUCUACAACGACGGCAGCUGGCACGCGGUCACCGUGGCGCUGGCCGAGAACAGCGCCGUCACCGUCAUCGACGGCUACCCCAUGUACACGCGCCGGCUGAUGCGGUUCACCUCGGGCGUCGAGUACCUGUUCGGCGGUGGCUUGUCUGGAGCGGAGAAUCUGGGCUUCCUGGGCUGCAUGAGGAGGUUCUCGGCUGGCGGUGGCCAGCACAGCCCACUCGCCCUGGGACCACAGAACAAGUUCAACGCCCGCUACCUGCUGAUCGACGCGUGCGACAUGGAGGACCGGUGCAACCCGAACCCGUGCGAGCACGGCGGCGUGUGCAGGCAGAGCUCGGUCGAGUUCUCGUGCGACUGCCGCGGCACGGGUUACGCCGGAGCCGUCUGUCACGCCACGACAAACCCGCUGUCGUGCGCGCAGUACUUCCUCAUCAGCCGGUCAGAGCGGCGGUCGCGCGUGAAGAUCGACGUGGACGGUUCCGGCCCGCUGCCGGCGUUCCCUGUGACGUGCGUGCGCACGCCCGAGGGCCAGAUGGAGACACAUCUCGAGCACGACGUGCGCGGUGAUCAGCUGGUGGACGGCUUCGAGCGGCGCGGCAGCUUCGUGCAGGACGUGACGUACGAGGCGGACAUGCGCCAGGUGGAGCGGCUGGUGAACGGCUCGCUGAGGUGCCGGCAGGAGCUGUUCUACGCGUGCCGCCGCUCGCGCCUGCUCAACACACCCGUCCGCCAGGACGAGCUGUUCGAGCCGUACUCGUGGUGGGUGUCGCGCCACAACGAGGUCAUGGACUACUGGGGCGGCUCGCAGCCGGGCAGCCGCAAGUGCCAGUGCGGCAUCCUCAAAACCUGCGUCGACCGCACCAAGCACUGCAACUGUGACUCCGGCCGGGCCGCCGAGACGUCGGACGGCGGCGACCUGAUGUUCAAGGAGCAUCUGCCCGUGCGGCAGCUGCGCUUCGGCGACACGGGCUCACCGGGCGACUCGAAGCGCGGCAUCUUCCGGCUGGGCAGCCUGGUCUGCGAGGGUGACGCCAUCUUCGAUAACACGGUGACGUUCCGGAUCGCGGACGCCAUCAUCGACCUGCCGUCCAUCGACAUGGGCUUCAGCGGCGACAUCUACUUCGAGUUCAAGACCGCCAAAGAGUCCGGCACCUUCUUCCACAUCGAGGGCCCCCAGGACUUUUUGAAGGUCUCUAUUGAGGGCGGCAACGUGAUCCAGCUGAAGUACGGGGUGGGCGGAGUGCCGCUCAGCGUCUCGGUCGGGGUCAGCAGCCGCCUGAACGAUGACAGCUGGCACACAGUGCUGAUCGAGCGCAACCGCAAGCAGGGCCGCCUGCUGCUCGACAACGCCAUCGCACGCGAGGUGGCCGAGCCGGCCGGGCCCGUGCGCUCCAUGCGCUUCACGUCAAAGCUAGUGGUCGGCGCCAACACCAAUUACCGGAACGGCUUCGUUGGCUGCAUGCGCGCGCUGAUGGUGAACGGCCAGCUGCAGAACAUCAAGUACCUGGCCGAGCACGGCUGGCACGGCGGCCCGCUGUACGGCCUGUCGGCCGGCUGCCAGGGCAAGUGCGCCAGCGCGCCCUGCCUCAACAACGGCACCUGCGUCGAGGGCUACUCCGACUACACGUGCAACUGCCGCUGGACGGCCUUCAAGGGCCCGAUCUGCGCCGACGAGAUCGGUGUCAGUCUGAACCGCGACUACAUGAUCAAGUACGAGCUAGAGGGAAGCUACAAGACCACCAUCUCCGAGAGCAUCCGCGUGGGCUUCACCACCACCAGCCCGUCCGGCUUCCUGCUCGGCCUCCACUCCGACAUCAGCAAGGAGUACAUGACCAUCAUGGUCUCCAACAGCGGCCACAUCCGAGUGGUGUUCGACUUCGGCUUCGAGCGGCGGGAUGUCGUCUACCCGGACCGCAUCUUCAACGAGGGCCAGUUCCACGAUGUGCGCGUGCGCCGGCUGAACAGGAACGGCGCCUCGGCGCUCCAGAUACAGGUGGACAACUACCCGCCGUACGAGGAGUCGUUCGCCGUCAACCCGUCGGCGGACGUGCAGUUCAACAACAUCCAGUACCUGUACAUUGGCAAGAACGAGAGCAUGCUGGAGGGCUUCGUCGGUUGCAUCAGCCGCGUCGAGUUCGACGACAUCUACCCGCUGAAGCUCAUGUUCCAGGAGAACCGGCCGACCAACAUCAUGGGCAGCUCACCCAAGAUCCACGAGGACUACUGCGGCAUCCAGCCGCUGCGGCACCCGGAGGAGGUGCCCGAGCAGCGGCCGCUGCCAGAGGUCGACGAGAGCAUCGUCAGCUCACUCUACAACGACAUCAACUUCGCCGUGCUGGCGGGCGUGCUGUGUGCGCUGCUGCUGGCCGUCCUGCUGGUGGCCUUGCUGUUGACGCGGCGAGCGUCACGGCUCAAGGGCAACUACCUGACACGCGAGGACGCCGGUGCCAGCGACGCCGAGGACGCCGAUGAGGCCGUGGCGCAGGGAGAGACGGGGCCGCAAGUGCAGAAGAUGCGAGAGUUCUUCAUCUGAGCAGCGGACGUGCAGCGCCGCGCGCCGUCGAGUCCGGCCGUGGGCCAUUGAAGGGACGCCGGUGCCCGAUAGAGUGUGCUUCUCGGGUUUGGGGAUGCUGGGCCGUCGGACCGGCCGCGGCCGGCGAGCGGGGGACUGCGUGGCCGGUGCUGUAGCGGGUGGCCAUGAAGCCAGUGGCGAGCUCGGGUCAGCGCGGGCCGCCCGCGGCCGUCUGCUGCCUGUCGGCCCGACGGUCGCUCCGGCCACGCCGGGGUCCGCCGGUCACGGAGGCCGUGUCUCGACGGCUCCGAGGGGUCCAUGCCGUCCAAGAACGCCGCUGCCUCCCCUGCAUUGGAUGGGUGCAACACCGCGAGCUCUGUCGGUCGGCUUUGCGCCCUCCAGCGGUCGGCUGGAGGCCGCGUGUGGCCCCGCCCUGCGCGAAAGAGUGCUGGUGAGAUUUCCGUCCCGUCACGGCGAGUCUCUGCCACCUCCCGCCGCGCAACGCAUCGUCGGACGUUUUUCCGCCCGCCGGCCCGUUGAAGGCGUCCACGGCGAGUCAUCGUCGCCGCCGACAAAAACGGCGGUCGGCGCGGCACGGCGCGUCCUUUUUCCCCGCGCUCGGCGGAAUUCCUGGCGGACGUUUUUGCCGGCGCUCCGGGCGGCGCCGAGUCGAUGGUUUCUUCUGUGACUGGGCGAUAACGGUGAGGUGUUGUUUGCGGCGGGCGCCGCUGACGGGUGCGGCCCGGGCCAGGAGGCGCGCUGUGUCGGAUGUUGUCCAGCGCCGCGGUCUGGCGCGAGUCGAGCCGCCUCGCGGCCGGCCGGCCACAAGCCUCCCACUGAGGGCUCGUCGUGUUUGUUGUGUUAUGAUCAGAUGCGGCAGCCGGUUGUUCUGCGCUGGCUGGUUGACUCCCUGUGUGCGUGGCCACGUGCCCUGGCGCAGGACUAGGGGUGGUUUGCGAGCACCGCUGGGAUUGUUUCGGCGCGUCGCAUCGCGCAUCAUUAUUCUACGUUUACUGAGGCACGCUGGUACAAAGCAUUUGUGUGAAUGCUGUUAUGUCUGCACUAGAUGACUGACUGAAGUGCCUUAUGUUGGAAAUGUCGGAGCUUCAAACGAGGGAGAGAGGGAGGGGGAGAAACUCAUCGUGUGUCCGAUGCUCUGUUCGGGGUCUUAUACCAAUAAUUUGUAUAUGGCAGUAGGUUUACUGCGCCCAUCGGCUGUUUUCCAUUAACAAAGACAGUGUGACGUGUCUUUAACCCUGUGUGCCGUCCAUUGUCCAGCGAGAGUUCUCUCUCCACCAGCGUUGUGCGUUGCCGUGAUGCUGUCGGUGUUCGCUGCGUUUCCUGUGGGCCUCGUCUCACGACCCCAUGAUCUUGGCACGCUUACGCAACCACUUCCGUCCAGUCCCCGUCCAUUUUAGGAUUGCUUCCGUCUUGAUCGUGUUUUGGCCGUGUUUUACCUGCACCCCGCCGGGCCGCCCGUCCCGACCUGGCGCGCCGCCCGAGCUGCGAUGCGUUCCCCUGGUUCUGCCGGUGGCCGACGGCCGGCUGACACACUGGCCCGACCUCGGCCGUCAGCGUCACUGGGCCUGGACAUGUUCUCUAGAGUUGUUGAGGCCUUUUGACAGGACUCCUGACUGCUGACUAUGGUGCUUUUUAACUUUGUACAAUACAGCAUUAUGCGCAUA